AUGGCGCCAUCCGACGGGCGCGGGGCCCGACCUCCCCUCCUAGCCUUUUUCAGCCGCGGCCCCGCCACCGUCUCGUCUUCUCUGUCCGAUUCUGUCGCCAUCACCGACGGCGAUCCCGUGCCCGACUCCCCGGGCGAGGACGGCAGUAUUGCGUCGUGGCUGGCUUGGAGCACUUGCAGGCUCAUUGGUGUGGUGACAUCCGACUCGCUGGUGGAGCGCGUGCCCACCAACGUGCCAAUCACGGGCUGGAGCGCGUCGGAGCUCCCGCAGCUGGAAGAGCGGCUGCGGGCAAAGCUUCAGAACGCCGGCCCACCGACGCCGACGCAGCGGCACGCGGUGCCGGUCGGCCUCGCCGGCCACGACCUCAUCGUCAACAGCGGCUCGCACGACGUGCUCGCGCUGAUGCUGCCGCUCCUCUCGCCGCUGAUGGCCGACGAGACCGUUCCCGCUGUGGCCUCGCCCACCGCGAACGGGGCCUCGAGCGGCGACGGCGCGGGCGGUGGCGGCGCGCUGAGUCGGCCUCGCGCGCUCGUGAUCGCGCCGACGCGUCCGCUCCUCGCCGCGGCGGAGGAGUGCGCCGCCUCCCUCACGCGAGGCUCCGGCGUACGGUACGCGGUCGCGGGCGGGUCCGCCGAGUGGGAGGAGACGCUUGCCGCGCUGCGCGUGGCGGGCACCAGCCUCGUCCUCGGCUCUCCUGGCCGGCUGCUCGACUUGGUCGGCUACCUCGCGGUGCUAGCCCUCGACCAGGUGGCUUGCGGGAGGGCGGGAGGAGGCGAGGCGGGGCUGUCGCACGAGACGCGAGGCUUGUGCUCGCUGCUCGCGCCAGGCCGCACACUCUUAGCUUGCCUCCUCGUGCGCGCGUCCGCCAUCCGCGUGGCGUCUUCCGACGCCGAGCAGGGCGCGCUCUCCUCGAGGCUGGUGACGCAGCGCGCCGUCUACGCGGUCGACGGCGGGAGGAUGGACAAGUUCGCCCAGAUCGCGAGCAGCUCCGGCCUCGUCCUUUGCGUCGCGCGGCAGCGGCAGGACUGCGAGCUCCUCUCCUUUCGGCUCCGCGACGAGGGCUUGCCCGUGGCGGACGCGUCUGCGGAGCGGCUCAAGCCGCGGGAGCGGGAGGCGCUCCUCUCUUCCUUCGCCAGCGGCGAGCCGUCUGCCCCUCGCCCUCCGCACACGCACGACCAGACGUGCGGGCUGAGGCGCGGAGGGCACGUCGGAUCCGUCACCACGAUCGUGGGCGACGCGGACAGCGGCGACGCGCUGUGCCGAGUGGCGGCGGCGAUGCGGGAGGCGCGGCAGGAGGCGCGGCGACCCGCCAAGCCGACCGCGUAA
This is a messenger RNA of Emiliania huxleyi CCMP1516, 1326 nucleotides long. RefSeq lists its product as hypothetical. The transcript is spliced from 11 exons. Gene Ontology annotation, molecular function: RNA binding; RNA helicase activity. The record is from RefSeq and is a predicted model, not a curated record. Gene Ontology annotation, cellular component: nucleus. NCBI's taxonomy places the organism in Eukaryota, Haptophyta, Isochrysidales, Noelaerhabdaceae. The coding region runs from base 1 to 1326 and encodes 441 amino acids.